AUGCACGUACCGUUAGUGAAAAAUUCAAGAAGGGGAGAGAAAAGAGAUGAGAAGGUCUACGAGAAACGGUCAACGGAUAAGAUUCACAUAACUGGAUCCGUAGCUAUUAUUAAAGGGUUAAAGAAAUCGUUGAGAUAUAGCAUCACGGUCAACGGUGCAGAGAGGAAGUCUCAGCUUCUUCGACCGAUCGACCAUCCCGGUCACGGUCGAGGAGGAUCCGGAGGGAUUGAAGAAAAGAAGAGAGAAGAGGAAGUAAACUGCAGUCAUCUAACGGCGGUCGCCAUCACUUUUCUGUCGCAGAUCCGAUCGGAGCGUCUACCACCCACGAUGGUCUCACCACUCGGACGGCCCGGGAAAACGAGGCAGCAACAAUCAAGGGCAAUCAGGGCAUCAAUCAUGGCAUCAACCAGUCGACGGGACGGCACGGGAGGAUCAACAUCAGCGGGUGCAGCCGGUAACCGAUGUCAGGCGGAAGCCAGCUAUCCGGCGAGGAGCCAAAACGAGUAACCGAAAUGGAUAAGGAAGCCAGCUAUCCGGCGCGAUCUCGUUCCUCGAUGAUCGGGGGAGAUCAUCAGAGAUCAAGAGCGACGAUCGCAACAAUUCUUCAAUUCACUAGGCUAUCUAUUAUAUUUAUUGCAACUACGGGAUUUGUUGAAUUUAUCGCCAACUAUCGCGCAUCAUUCGUUUCAAGUUAUCGCAUUCACACAUUUCGCACACAAGAGGGGAAAACAGGCUCUCACGUGUCUACCCGGCGAGCCUGAGGAUAUUAAUGAUUUAUCUUGCACACUCGAAAGCGCCUUCGAACGAGACAUCCUCGAGGGAUGCGUACACAAAACUCCGCGAGUUCUAGCAUCGAACGAACCUUCCGGCAUUCGAUCUUGAGAAACCAAACCAGGCAAUUUUUAUUUUCGUUGGACCAACCAUCUUCCGUCUCGACAACGUCUACGCCACACGCCAGACGGCGCACAAUCGUCAAUCAUUCGAUCUCCAACGCGAAAUUUUCGGAAACUCAGGAAUCUCCUGACUGGCGGGUGGCUGCACCUGCCGUUCUCGCCGGACCGAAGAGCAAAAGCAACAAAAUCGAACACUUUCAACGCAACACUUGGAGCAUCGUCAAAAACAGCAAACACACCUGGAAACGUCACACAUUUACUAUCACUAUUAUUAUUACUUCAAAAAAAAUCCAACGCCGACGUUACUUUCACCCUCACAGCCAAUACUAAUACUAAUGAUAGUAACACUAUCGACGAAAAUUUCUCUGAAAUCAAUAAUAUCUCAGAAAUUUACGGAAAUGUCACACAGCGCGUGCAUCACGCGACGCACUUCAGGAACGCACAGUUUCACUUCAGGAACGAAAAAAAGCACACACUCGUAACACGCACGCGCACAUAAUUAGCGUGCUCCGCGUUGUUUCGCAGCGCGAAAAAAAGAAAAGAAAUUGCGAGAGUCCAGACUCUGCCUCGCUCAAAAUUGGAUUGGAAAGGACAAAACGUCUCUCCUCACAAAAGGCUCACGGCAUGGACGGAAUCGUUCCUCCGACCUCAACCAGGCAACCCUUCGGUCUAUACGCCGCCACAGGCGCAAAGUCUCGCACACCUCACGAUUAUAAUUUCGCAGAGCAUUUACCAAACGGUCGCAGCAGGACGCGCGAUCUUUUUUUCGUAUGUAUACGAUUUACAGGAGGCAUUACCGCGGAUCGUACCGCGAGGAAAAAGAAAAACACUUCUCGUUACACUUCCCUACGUUCUCCACGCGCUGCGCCACCACCAAAGAGAUACAACGUGAUACCAAGUUCACGUACGAUUUAUCGAUUUAUUUUCUCACUAACUCUUCCCGACAAUUUUACGUGAAACAGUUCCGCAAGACCAUUUUUGAUCAUUUCACGGUUCAAACAGGAGACGAUCGAUUAACGCGCAUGUCAAUCAACGGCAUGCAAAUUAUGGCUUCAGAGCAGAUCAAAAGCGCCAAAUCGCAAAAUCGGUAAUCAUGACGUAAAUUACAUCGUGCGGCCAAAACAGUGCUGCGCCGAUCUGA
Molecule: messenger RNA, 2034 nt
Organism: Trachymyrmex septentrionalis
Lineage: Eukaryota; Metazoa; Arthropoda; Insecta; Hymenoptera; Formicidae
Exons: 3
Coding region: 1-507 (168 amino acids)
Source: RefSeq, a predicted model, not a curated record